CCACAGGUGAGUCUUUCCACCCCUCCCUCUUCCUCUAUCGCUCUCCCUCUCUCUCUGGAUUAAACACCGAGUCAUGUGAGUUAUUCACCUUUCUCCGGUUGAGCCGCACUCCGAAAUAAAAGGAGGUUUGUUACCAAUGUGGUCAUAUAAUAUCACCGAUCUCCAGUAACUCCAGAAUAGUCUUGCAAUACAAGCUCAACGUCAGGAUAUUAAGGCUAUUUUAGAGUUCAAUUUUGGAAAUGUCACCUUGGACUUGGAUGUUUUGUGCAUUUGGAAUCUUCAAUUUAUGUUUGAAGCGUGGGAUUGAAGGAUAUGAUAAAUUUAACAGCACCACAAAGCUGCUCCACUUAGCCGUAGAUAACACCACUGGACGCGUGUACGUCGGGGCAGUGAAUUUCCUCUAUCAACUGACGGCAAAACUCCAUCUGGAAGAGAGUUUGAAAACUGGUCCAAAAGAUGAUGAUCCAAAUUGUGUACCACCAAUUGAAAAAACUUGCCAUACUGCAGUACAGACUGAUAAUUACAAUAAACUUCUCUUAAUAGAUAAGACUAACAAUAGCCUUGUGAUAUGUGGAAGUAUAUACAGAGGAAUUUGCUCACUGUGGCAUUUGAAUAACAUCAGUAAAGUCAUUUAUGAAAAUGUGAACGGUGGAGAAGCUACAUUUGUUGCAAGUAAUGACUCAACUGUGGGACUCAUAGCCUUUAUGAAUGAAGCUAAUAAAAAAUUCAAGGUGAUUUUUAUUGGAAAGACUCGGGCAACAUAUUCAAGUGCAAUAAUUAGCACCAGAACGCUUUCUCCUACGGGAUCAUAUGUUUUUUUUGAACUUGUUCAAGAUACUUCAACUGUGAAACUGGACUCGCAUUUUCAGUAUCGACAUGACUUCAGAUUUUCAUUUAAAGAUGAUAAGUUUGUUUAUUUCAUAUUUUCUCGAACAGAUCAAAUACAGCAUGAACCUAAAACUUACAUAUCACGUAUUUGCGUUCAUGAUGUCUCGUACUAUUCAUACAUUGAAAUGGUCCUGGAGUGUGGUGAAUUUAAUCUUGUGCAAUCUGCUUACAUCACAAGUCCUGGAGCAAAGCUCACUGAGCACAUGAAUGAAACAGGAGACUAUGGGGCCUUGGCUGCACAGGAUAAAGUCCUCUUUGCUGUGUUUAAUAGAGGUAACAAAAAAACAGCCUCCCCUAAUAGUUCUGCAUUCUGCAUGUUUUCCUUGAGACAGAUAAAUGAAAGAAUUGAAGAAUUUAGAGAAAUCUGCUACAGUUGCAAAGGAGAACAAGGUGGAAGAUCCAUAAUUUAUAACCCCUACAAAGCCGAUAAUAUAAACAGUUGUUCUACGGUGCUGCCCGAGGGUCAAGCAAAGGCAUAUCCUUGCAGUGGUGAACAUCUUCCAUAUCCCAUCGCAAGCAGCAAGGGUAUUUUCGCUAAACCACAGCAAGAGCAUCAUACCAAUUUAUCAGCAAUAGCUGUGACUGUGGAGAAUGACAAUACAAUUGUCUUUUUGGGCAACACAAAAGGAGAAAUUCAUAAGGUAUUUCUGGACAAAACAGCAGAAGAAUAUCAAAUUAUUUGUAUGAAUUCAAGCAGCCAGGUGAAUAGUGACCUUGUUUUCGAUGCAAAAAGAGAUCACCUGUAUGUCAUGACAGAUAAGCAGAUCACUCGCCUUCCUGUACAGGAAUGCAUCAACUACAAAACUUGUGAUUCAUGCAUUGCAUCCAAAGAUCCUUAUUGCGGUUGGUGUGCAGCUGAGGGAAUUUGCUCAAGGAAGUCAGACUGUCCCAAAGCUGGUGAGAAAGACCAUUGGCUGUGGAGUCUGAACAAAAGAUGUGUGACAGUAAUUAGUGCUGUUCCUCAGAACAUGAGUCGAGAAAAAGAAGGCCAGAUACAACUGAACAUUGACCCUUUCCCUGCUUUAGCAAGCGGUGACAGUAUUGAGUGUUUUUUCAAUGAUAUUAGAAGCGUUGAAACAAGCUUCACAGCAGAUUCUGUUACUUGUCAGUCUCCACGUGUGAGUGAAAUCGUUGCUACACCUCCAGGUCAAGAUUAUGCUGAUGUUGAAGUACAUCUGAUAUAUGUCAGUGGAGGGAAAAAUGUAUCUUUCACAAGAACACAUUAUUCAUUUUAUGACUGUGGUGCUGCCAUGAAAUUGUUUCCAAAUAUUCCGUGCGACUCCUGUGUGGGGAGCAACUGGACCUGUCAUUGGGAUAUUUCUGAGCACAUGUGCAAAGAUGGUAAUGGGAAAGCAGACCAAUCAAAUAUUGUUCAAAGUAAAAUGGCUCAAAAGUGUCCACAAUUUGGAAAUCCUUCACCACUGUUCAUUCCAGUAGACAUAAAGAAAAGUAUUAAAUUUGAAGGGAAAAAUUUAGAUUUCUAUCGGGGGAAGAAGAUGGAACUGGUAAUUACUAAUCAUUUCAAAGACAACAAGUUUGAUGUGAAGGAAACCUCAUCAGAUAUGUUUUCCAGUGAGAUUAUGCUUACCUAUGACAAAAAUGAAACCCUUACCCUUUGUUUCUCUGUGCAAGUAGAAGGAAAGGCUAUUGACAGUAGAUUGGAUGUGACUCUAUACAAUUGUGAAUACAGCAACACUGACUGUAGUCUGUGCCUCAGUGCAGAACAAAAAUACAUGUGUGUUUGGUGUAAGAGUAGAAAAAAAUGUGUUUAUGAAGAGUUUUGUGAAGUUCCUGUUAAAAAUACAGAUGACUGUCCAGCCCCAACUAUUUCAGAUUUGGACCCAGUUAAUGGACCACUCCAAGGAGGAAUUCUUCUGACCAUUAAGGGCUCAAAUCUUGGAAAAAAUUCUGAUGAUAUCAAAGAGAUCAAAGUUGGAAAUGCUGUUUGCAGUCAAAUUGAGGAACAAUAUUCCACUUCUGUCAGGGUUGUUUGUAAAUUGGGUGAAGUUCCUGAGCCACAAGUUAAUUUGGUUCACAUUGUGACAAAAAAUAACAAAACUGGUAUGUCUGCUGUGAAGUUCACAUACACUGACCCUGAGCCUACUGGUAUUAUUCCAUUACGAGGGAUAUGUGCUGGUGGAACUAGUCUAACAAUCAUGGGAAAGAACUUAAACACUGGCAAGCAAGAGGAUAUAAAAGUGAUGUUGGGUACCGUUCCGUGCACUCUUGGAGGCCGAAACAUCACAGUGAUUGGAAAAGGAUUUGAUGCUGUACAAAAACGUGUCAUGAGAGUGGAAGUUAGGAAAGAUGGAAGGAUUGAUGGAUUACUUGAACAUAAGAAUGAAACAGAAGCAUUAAAGAAUUCCAAUAAUACAAUGCUCAUCUUCCCCUCACCUCCUGCAAAUCAGGAGCAAUUUUUUAUCUUCAUCAUAUUAGACAAUUUUAAAGAAAAGAUAUCCCUUAGUUAUGUAAUGGAUCCACACUUUGAAAGUUUUCCACUUGGUGUUCUUGUUCUCAAACAACCACCAAUUUUUGUAAAGGGAAAUGGUCUAAAUUAUGCAAUGACAGCAGAAGAAGUGAAAGCAUAUAUUGGAACAGAAGAAUGUAAAGUUACAACACUUUCUGUGAAAGAUUUUGUAUGUACCCCCCCAGAGAAACAACCACCACCCAAAAGGGUAAAGAGGGACACAAAUGAUGACCUUCCAGAAUUUGUGGUUAAAAUGGGAUACCGUGACUACAUGCUGGGAAAAGUAAAAUAUGACACUCCUGCAGAGCUGCCUCUAGGUUUAAUUUUGCCACUUAUACUGAUUCCAAUGGUGUUGAUUAUCGGUAUCUCUGUUUACUGCUACAGGCGUAAGAGCCAACAAGCAGAACGGGAGUACAAGAAGAUUCAACUGCAACUGGAGAGCCUUGAGGAAAGUGUGAGAGAUCGAUGCAAGAAAGAAUUCACUGAUCUUGUGACUGAAAUGGAAGAUCACUCAAAUGACGUAAACGAUGUUGGCAUUCCCUUUCUGGAUUAUAAGACCUACACAGAUCGUGUCUUCUUCUUGCCAUCAAAGGAUGGAGAAAAUGAUGUGAUGAUAACUGGUAAACUGGACAUUCCAGAGGCAAGGCGACAGACAGUGGAUGUGGCUCUCAAUCAGUUUUCAAAUUUGCUUAAUAGCAAAUCUUUCUUGAUUCACUUUGUUCACACUCUUGAGAGUCAGAAAGACUUCUCUGCAAGAGAGAAAGUUUAUUUUGCGUCUUUGCUAACUAUUGCUUUGCAUGGAAAGCUUGAAUACUACACUGACAUCAUGAGGACACUGCUCCUGGAGCUCAUGGAACAAUAUGUUGCUAAAAACCCAAAGCUUAUGCUCCGAAGAAGUGAAACUGUUGUCGAGCGAAUGCUUUCCAACUGGAUGUCUAUCUGCCUGUACCAGUUUCUGAAGGAUUCUGCUGGCGAGCCACUGUACAGGCUAUUCAAGGGACUGAAGCACCAAGUAGAAAAGGGACCAGUUGAUGCAGAACUGAAAAAGGCCAAAUACACAUUAAAUGACACAGGACUCUUGGGAGAGGAUGUGGAAUAUCAUGUACUGACUUUGAAUGUAAUUGUACAAGGAGAUGGUGGAGAAGCUAUGCCAGUAAAGGUCUUAAGCUGUGACAGCAUCACUCAAGUCAAAGAAAAAAUCCUUGACCAAGUGUAUAGAAACAUACCAUUUUCACAAAGGCCUGCACUAGAGAGUGUUGUCCUUGAAUGGCGUCCAGGCUCCACUGGUCAAAUCCUUUCAGAUCUUGAUGUCACUUCAGAACGAGAAGGGAAAUGGAGACGUAUAAACACUUUAAAACACUAUAACGUGCGAGAUUUCUCUACUCUCAUUUUAGUAAGGUCUUCGCAUGCUCAACAACCUGAUGAUCAUCAGCAGAUUAUCCACGGUGAAAAAAGUGGACUAUUAGAUGAAGAUAGAAGGUGGCAUUUAGUGCGACAAGUAGAUGAAGUAGAUGAAAGUAAAUCAAAGCGAGGCAGCAUGAAAGAGAAAGAGAGGACCAAAGCGAUCACAGAGAUAUAUUUGACAAGGCUGCUAUCUGUAAAGGGGACUCUGCAAAACUUUGUAGAUAAUUUCUUCCAAAGUGUUCUCAGUACAAAUCAAAUUGUUCCGACGGCUGUGAAAUAUUAUUUUGAUUUCCUUGAUGAGCAAGCAUACAAGAAUGAAAUAACGGAUGACGAAACCAUUCACAUCUGGAAAACUAACAGUUUGCCAUUGAGGUUCUGGGUAAACAUACUGAAAAAUCCACACUUCAUAUUUGAUGUGAAAGUUAAUGAAGUAGUGGAUGCAUCAUUAUCGGUGAUUGCACAGACCUUCAUGGAUGCGUGUACAAAGACUGAAUACAAGUUGAGCAGAGACUCUCCAAGCAACAAGUUACUUUAUGCGAGAGAAAUUUACACAUACAAGAAAAUGGUGGAAGACUAUUACAAAGGUAUUCGUCAGAUGGUGCAAGUGAGUGAUCAGGAUAUGAAUACGCACUUGGCUGAGGUUUCAAGGGCUCAUACAGACAAACUGAACACUGUGGUAGCACUGCAUCAGUUAUACCAAUACACAAACAAAUACUAUGAUGAGAUAAUAAAUGCCUUAGAACAAGAUCCAGCAGCACAAAAGAUGCAGCUCUCUGUCCGACUGCAGCAAAUAGCAGCUGCACUUGAGAAUAAAACAACGGACCUUUGACCAUUUCAUGGCUGUUAUGCAUAAUGGAAGCUCAGAUGUUAAAUUUUAUUACCUAGAGAAGAAAAUAGUGUUAUUUUUACUCUGCUGAUCACCUUUGCAGUUCUUAAUUAAUUCAAAGCUUGAAGUCCAUUAUUUUGUAAAUUAACUAAUAUUCUAUAUUGUAUUAUAAACUUGGUCUAUAAAAAACCUGUGGAGAAUUGUCGUAAAAAUGUAAACAACUUAGUUGCUGAAAUAAGAAUGUAUUGUACUGAACUACAUUUUAUUUCAAAGAAUAUAAAUUAUCUGAGCCCUAAAACUGCUUUUAUGAUUUGGCCCACAUUUUGCUAAAUUCUGUUAUUUUAGUGGGUUGAGCUUUGUACAGUACAGUGUUUUCUUCUAAUCAUCUAAUGCUUCACUGUUAAUAGCAGUUUUUAAAAAAAACUCAUUAGACCAUUAUUAAAAGUACUGCCAUUUAUACGUGUAUUCUGAUACAUUUUCUAGUUGAUUGUUACAACAGAAAUGGCAUGAUUUUUAUACUUAUCAUUUUAUCUUGUUCGCUUUGACAUUGAGACUGAAAUAGAAACUGUGGAAUGCUAAUGAAAAAUCAUUUCUUAAUUGUAUGUAAAGCAGACCAAGUAGAGAAUGCCUGUAAAUUUAUGUUAAAAUGACAUUUUAGAAGUUUUUUUUUUACAAAUAGAGCUAGUGACUACUGAAAUGUCUUUGAUAUUUUUGAUAUAAUUUGGGAGAUGGUGUGGCAAAUAAAUUCAGCGUUUUAUUUA
Pristis pectinata (smalltooth sawfish) is the source of this 6346-nucleotide messenger RNA. RefSeq names its product plexin-B2-like. The record is from RefSeq and is a predicted model, not a curated record. Gene Ontology annotation, biological process: regulation of cell migration; regulation of GTPase activity; negative regulation of cell adhesion. Bases 240 to 5588 code for a protein of 1782 amino acids. Gene Ontology annotation, molecular function: semaphorin receptor activity; protein binding. The transcript has 36 exons. NCBI's taxonomy places the organism in Eukaryota, Metazoa, Chordata, Chondrichthyes, Rhinopristiformes, Pristidae. Gene Ontology annotation, cellular component: semaphorin receptor complex.